Messenger RNA from Panthera uncia (snow leopard), 1650 nucleotides. It is a transcript of the gene TM4SF5, whose product is annotated as transmembrane 4 L six family member 5. Gene Ontology annotation, cellular component: membrane. The transcript is spliced from 4 exons. NCBI's taxonomy places the organism in Eukaryota, Metazoa, Chordata, Mammalia, Carnivora, Felidae. Bases 100 to 966 code for a protein of 288 amino acids. The record is from RefSeq and is a predicted model, not a curated record.
CUGCCCCAACCUUUGAACCUUGCUCCUGAAUUAUUUUCCUCUGCCGGGAGUCCCUGCGGCUCACUUUCACUCACCCGCUCUCCUUGAAAGCGCCCCACCAUGUGCACUGGGAAGUGUGCCCGCUGCGUGGGCCUCACCCUCAUCCCCCUGUCCCUGCUCUGCAUCCUGGCCAACGCCCUCCUGCUGGUGCCGGGCGGCAAGACCACCUGGACCGACGGCCACCUCAGCCUGCAAGUGUGGCUCAUGGCCGGCUUCAUCGGCGGGGGCCUGAUGGUGCUGUGUCCCGGCAUCGCCGCCGUCCGCGCAGGGGGCAAGGGCUGCUGCGGCGCGGGCUGCUGUGGAAAUCGUUGCAGGAUGCUGCGCUCCGUCUUCUCCUCGGCCUUCGGGAUGCUGGGCGCCAUCUACUGCCUCUCGGUGUCGGGAGUCGGGCUCCGAACUGGACCCAAAUGCUUAAUAAACGGCCAGUGGGACUAUCACUUCAAAGACGUCCCAGGCUCCUACUUGCGCAACCGCACGCUGUGGGACGCGUGCGAGGAACCGCCCCGCGUGGUGUACUGGAACGUGACGCUCUUCUCGCUGCUGGUGUUCGUGUCGUGCCUGGAGCUGGUGCUGUGCGGGGUGCAGCUGGUGAACGCCAGCCUCGGCGUCUUCUGCGGCGACUGCAGGAAGAAGGAGGUGGGGCGGCGCGGGGGGGAGCCGGGGCGAGGACCUCCUGGCUCCCUGGCCGCGUCCUCACCCCGUCUUUCCCGCAGGGCGCCGCUUGCUGAGGCCCCACCCGCCGCCCUGCUCGCUCUCGGACGCCGCCGGCCCUCCCCGCCCUGGAAUAAACCUCUGAGCUCUCGUGCGCAUGCGCGUCUCAGGUUGCUCCCAAUGCGCUGGGGGGGGGGGGGGGGACGUCCCAAGGCCUCCAGACAGACACGCCUGGCCUCGGGGCGCUCCUCUGUGGGCCCCCGCAAGUUUUCUUAACACGUAGUUACUGAGCCGUUGGCGUGCCCCCGAAUACGGUGGUAAGCAAGACAGGCACGUUCUAGGCGCUCAAAGAAUUUCACGUUCCAGGGGAGUGAGAUGGGCACGUUUUUUCAAAGGCAAUAGAUGACUUUCCUUUUUAAAAAACACGCCGGUAAUGGGCUAGGUGGUGGCUGAGGGAGGGACGUUUUGAAAUAAGAUGAAGUCCGAGAAAGUGAAAUUUGAAGCGGAAAUUUGCUGAACGGCCUAACCGUCCGGAUAGCCAGGGGGUUCCGGCAAGAGAGAAGCAAGCGUGACGGUCCUAACUUGGAAAUCCCUACAUCAAAAGCCACUCUUUGACUUUUGUAGGGAAAAGGAGAAUGUGGAAAAGACAAGCUAGAGUAAGCCCUAGAAAAUGAAAACUCAAGGUGUCCUAGCGUUUGGUAGAACCCAAUUUGGCGGAAGUUUCUCAAUCUGAGGUCACUGGUGCUUCCGAAAGGAAACAGUCUGGGCUCUUAACCAGGGCGAUGUGUCUGCAGACGCCCUCAGAAAGACGGACUUCCUUAAUUGCACGCAAAAUUGUGUUUAAGGGCAUUUUCCUGGGUUGUGUGGGUCCGUGACUUUCCGCGGCCUGCCUGGACUCCCCAGACCGAACCCGAAUUUGGGCCUGGCCCAGUGGUGGGCUGGGAGGAAGACUAGGACGCC